AAUGACUGCGUCUCGUUGUGAGUGAGUGUGUAUAUUUGGUAGUUAGAGACAAUUGGUUUGCAAUCUGUUUGAAAAAAAAUAAAAAUAAAACUUGUUGGAAAUGUCGUAUUUGGCGAGUUUUAAUAAUGAGAGUGCAAAGCAAAUACUUAUGGACAUAAUACGCACUGUGAAUCAGCCCGAGAACUCAAAAAAACUAUCGGAGGCAAAGGCGUCAGCUGGCAAGGAAAUGAUUCUGAUGAUGCAGCAUGUUUUUCCACUCGUAAUGCAACUGCAACUGGAGGUGAUCAAGGUACACGGAUUCCCCGGCAAUCGGGAGGGACUCGUCCAGUUCUCGCAACUGAUACGCGAAAUGGAGCGUGACGACAUGGAAAUAGCCCGGCUUCGAAGCCAGAUACGCGCCAUCUACUUGCCACCGAUUGCCAUCAACACUACCAACGAUAUACUCAUCUGAGAUCUAAUCGGUCUACAAUAUAAUAAAUAAUAUACAAAUUUAAGACUGCAAUAGAUAUAAGUACUUCAUACUUUUGUAAAUUUAUACGUGUUUUCUCUGUAUUUGUUGUUUUGUAUAUAAAUCGAU
Messenger RNA from Drosophila grimshawi, 577 nucleotides. RefSeq names its product protein C10. The record is from RefSeq and is a predicted model, not a curated record. NCBI's taxonomy places the organism in Eukaryota, Metazoa, Arthropoda, Insecta, Diptera, Drosophilidae. The coding region runs from base 101 to 451 and encodes 116 amino acids. The transcript has a single exon. Gene Ontology annotation, biological process: post-embryonic development.